AUGGCCCAUAAACCACGAAGCCCACAACGUUACCGCAACCCACAAGGGGCACAAUCGUCAUGUCGUAACAACGUUGGCAAUAUAAAUAUCCGCAUUAGGGUCUACACUAAACUUCCCCAAACGUUGUUUGCACGAGAUCUGUGGUUCUUCGGGCCGCUACUGUUCUUCUCUCUCUUAGUAGAAGUCUCUGCUCACGCUCGAGCAGAUCUGUAUAUGAAUUUUGCGGGCUUUUAUAGUUCCUUUGACCGUGUUUCGUUUUUGGGCAAGCUUGAGAAGAAGAAACAAAUGGCAAAUUUCAUGGAUAGAUGUUAUGGCUACUGUGAGUUUCUUCGAGGAUUUUCUGUGGUGUUUUUUGGAAUGGAAUCUCAGAUCAAGCACGCUAUUGUGGUGAAAGUUAUGGGUCGGACAGGAUCCAGAGGGCAGGUGACUCAGGUGAGAGUUAAGUUCAUUGAUGACCAGAACCGGUUUAUCAUGAGAAAUGUGAAGGGACCAGUCAGGGAGGGUGACGUUCUCACUCUGCUUGAGUCAGAGAGGGAGGCAAGAAGGUUGCGGUGAUUGCUCUUUUGAGUUUUAAUGCCUCCUCAAGGUGUUUAAUUGCUAGCUAUUGUGUCAGACUGUUCCAUUUCAAACCCUUAUCCCAUUUUGUUUUGUUUUUGGGUUUUCAUACAUGACUGGUUUGAGUAUGAGCAUGUAUGAGAUUCUUUUGAGUUUUCAAUUAAGGUGAACGCAUCUGAGUCCUGUAUGUCUCGGAAUCAGCAUUAAUACGGUUUGAUUAAUUUGCAGCUUCCUGAGAAUACAAUUUUAAGGAAAAUACUACAAAACCUAGAUGAAAUAUAAAAAAUUAC
This is a messenger RNA of Ilex paraguariensis (yerba mate), 845 nucleotides long. Lineage: Eukaryota; Viridiplantae; Streptophyta; Magnoliopsida; Aquifoliales; Aquifoliaceae. The record is from the annotation of a GenBank genome assembly.